GCUGAAAAUUGUCAUCGUACAUACAAGAGUGCGCCUUCCAUUGACUCACUCGACAACUCCGAUUCCCGGUUCUGCAUAUCCAAUACUUAAGAUAACUAGGUUCUAAUUGGGUUUAUUGUAUAUUAAUUAAUCUAACUAUCAAACUGUACAAUCACAUCUAAGUAGGUAGCUUGCCUACAACUACCUAACACCUCACGCUCUUUACAGAUUUGCCGUUACCACACUUGCGCCGUCGAACCCCCAAGUCCACGAUGCCUACGGUCCACCUGCUCGACUACGUCGCAGGCAACGUCCGGUCCCUCGUCAAUGCCAUAGAGAAGUGCGGAUACACGGUAGAAUGGGUCCGGAGCCCCGAAGAAGUCUCGCGCGCCGAGAAGCUGAUCCUGCCCGGCGUCGGCCACUUCGGGCACUGCCUAAGCCAGCUCGCGGGCGCCGGCUACCUGCAGCCUAUACGCGCGCACAUCGACGCCGGGAAGCCGUUCAUGGGAAUCUGCGUCGGGUUGCAAGCGAUCUUCGAGGGCUCCGUCGAGGACCCCGCUGCGCCGGGCCUGGGGUUGAUAAAAGGGAACCUGGACCGGUUCUCCGACGCGGACAAGGCGGUGCCGCACAUCGGGUGGAACAGCGCGAACACCGGCGGAAAGAGCCUGUACGAUCUGCGGCCCGAGAGCAAGUACUACUACGUGCACUCGUAUAAAUACCCGUACGUAGAGGGCGAGCUGGAGGACCAGGGCUGGACCGUGGCGACGGGGACGUACGGCGGGGAGGUGUUCGUGGGCGCGGUAGCCAAGGCAAACAUACUCGCGACGCAAUUCCACCCGGAAAAGAGCGGCGUCGCGGGCCUGCGGGUGAUAAAAGCCUUCCUCACCGGCUCCGGCGCCAAGACAGUCGGCCAGGAGAUAGCCGGCCCAGCUCCGACCGGCGGCUUAACGCGGCGCGUCAUCGCGUGCCUGGACGUGCGCACGAACGACCAGGGGGACCUCGUGGUGACCAAGGGCGACCAGUACGACGUGCGGGAGAAGACGUCGGACCGCGGGGUGCGCAACCUCGGCAAGCCGGUCGAGCUCGCGCGCAAGUACUACGAGCAGGGCGCGGACGAGGUGACCUUCCUCAACAUCACAAGCUUCCGGGACUGUCCGUUAGCCGACGUUCCGAUGCUCGAGAUCCUGCGACAAGCCUCGCAGACCGUGUUCGUCCCCCUAACCAUCGGCGGCGGCAUCCGCGACACGGUGGACGUGGACGGCACCAAGGUCAGCGCGCUGGAGAUCGCGACGAUGUACUUCCAGUCGGGCGCGGACAAGGUGUCGAUAGGGUCGGACGCCGUGCUCGCGGCGGAGGAGUACUACGGGCUGGGGCGCAAGCUAUUCGGCGCCACGGCCAUCGAGCAGAUCUCGCGCGCGUACGGCAACCAAGCCGUCGUCGUCAGCGUCGACCCGAAGCGCGUCUACGUGCCCAAGGCCGACGCGACGCGGCACCACACCAUCGCUACCAAGUACCCCGGCCCCAAGGGCGAAGGCUACUGCUGGUACGCGUGCACCAUCAAGGGCGGCCGCGAGACGCGGGACCUCGACGUCGUGGAGCUGGUCCAGGCCGUCGAGGCCAUGGGCGCCGGCGAGAUCCUGCUGAACUGCAUCGACCGCGACGGGACCAACAGCGGCUUCGACCUCGAGCUGAUCGACCAGGUUAAGCGCGCGGUGCGGAUCCCGGUUAUCGCGUCGAGCGGGGCCGGAAACCCGGGACACUUCGAGGAGGUGUUCGAGAAGACGCGGACGGAUGCCGCGUUAGGGGCCGGCAUCUUCCACAGGGGCGAAUACACUGUUAAGCAGGUCAAGGAUUACUUGGCGGAGGGAGGGAUGGAGGUAAGACAAUUCGAGGGGGAUUUAUGAUAUCCAUCUAGACAGAGGAUCUAAGGGGGCUGGUGAGGUUGAGAUGAACAUAAGUUAUGGCGCAUUUAUCUCGUAUUUAAUUACACUUGUCAAAAUAGGCGUUGAUGGAUUAGAGGCGGGAGGAAGAGAAAAAAGAACG
Molecule: messenger RNA, 2022 nt
Organism: Annulohypoxylon truncatum
Lineage: Eukaryota; Fungi; Ascomycota; Sordariomycetes; Xylariales; Hypoxylaceae
Product: imidazole glycerol phosphate synthase HisHF
Exons: 1
Coding region: 252-1883 (543 amino acids)
Biological process (GO): L-histidine biosynthetic process
Molecular function (GO): imidazoleglycerol-phosphate synthase activity; oxo-acid-lyase activity
Source: RefSeq, a predicted model, not a curated record